AUGAAUCAGGACAAUUCUCAAGCUGAAUUUUUCAUUACAACUAGAGGUUCUUUCAAAUGGCUGGGUAGCUUUGAGGAACUUAAAAAGUUUUGUGAUAAAAUCUUGAAGAUCGACUCAAGAUGGCUUGUACCCAGAGGUGGAUGUAAAUCAUUUGAAAACGAAGAUAUAACGAUCAGAUGGUACUCAACAAAUAAUUCACUGAUAAUUAAAGGUCAAGAUGGUGAAUCGCUUCGAAACGAGCUUAAAUUGAUCGCAAAACCAAUGGACGAAAGUGUUGAGGACUCACAAGAUGACGAGUUGAUUUCUGCCGAAGGCGACGGCGACAGUAUAGCUUCAACUCGAAUUCAUGGGAAGGUAGACGAAGUUGUUCAAUCGGAAGAAAGCCCUCAGGUAACUGCCAAGGACUCUUCUGACUAUGUUUACUUUCAAAAUCAGGUAAGCGAAAUUAAAUCAAAUCUAGAUCAGCACAUUGAUAAAACGAGAGCGGAACUUCAACGAAUAGAUGAAUCUCUUGCAGAUCAAUUUGAUCAGCUAAAAGAAUUACAGUUCAGCGAAAGGAUAAACGAACUUGCCAAAUAUUGCUUGUCCAACUUAGAGACCCAAAACUAUGAGCUCAAACAAGAAAAUAUUCAGCUUAGGAUCGAUAACGACAGUCUUAAAGAUAGACUCAAUUCUGUCUCCUACGUUGUCUCUGACCUAAACACCAAAAUUAAAGAUAUCGAAAGUGAAAAGCUUAGUCUAGUCACUGCUAUAAAGCUAUUACAAGAAGACAACAAUUUAGCAACAAUAAAUGACAGAGAUUCGGCUUGCAGUUCGUGGCAAACUUCAAGGUCUAAAGCACAAAGUAACGGUCAGUAAUGCACAUAAUAUUUCCUCUCAUGAUGGGCAUAAUAUAACCGUACGCAUGACUGAUCUGAAUAAUCACUAAGCACCAGAGGCAGUGACAAAAACAUCAAAUAUAAUACGUUUGAUAUCUUGUCUGUGGAAAGUUGUUCUGAUAAUGAAAGCGACACAAAUGUAGAUGAUAGUACUUUGAAGCUUAACACUGUAUUGCCAUCUGAAUCUAGACUAAAUAGCCCAAACGUCGACUCGAGGAAGUAUGAUAGUGCACAAAAGAAAAAUCAGUCAACCCAAUCUUAUGGUCAAAGCAAAAAGUCAAAGUCCAAUGAUAAUAAUCGUAGUUAUCUUACUGCGAAUUCGACGAGAGCCACUACAUCUCAAAAGGGCACUACAAAUCAACCUAGUAAGCUUGUAUUUAUAGCUAGUGGAGAUUCAAUAGUCCAACAUGUCCACGGCUGGGAGUUAUCUGAUGCUGAACGGCGAGUAGCGGUAAAAUCAUUUUCAGGAAGCAAAAUCGAAGAUAUGUGUGACUUCCUUAAACCACUUAUCCGCAAAAAACCUGAUGAGGUGAUACUACACAUAGGCACCAACGAUGUAAAAGAUAAUUCGAAGACAGCAGAAGUGGUUGCAGCUGGUAUCCUGAAAUCUGGGUACUAA
Molecule: messenger RNA, 1497 nt
Organism: Paramuricea clavata
Lineage: Eukaryota; Metazoa; Cnidaria; Anthozoa; Malacalcyonacea; Plexauridae
Source: the annotation of a GenBank genome assembly